Molecule: messenger RNA, 1626 nt
Organism: Medioppia subpectinata
Lineage: Eukaryota; Metazoa; Arthropoda; Arachnida; Sarcoptiformes; Oppiidae
Source: the annotation of a GenBank genome assembly
AUGAAUCCCGAUGUGCUGUCGGACACAGACAAUGGCCUCGAAGUCUUGCCACCGAUCGGUGACGACGGGACACAAGCGGCGGAUAAGCAGUUAAAAGCCAAACAAGAGAUCAUUGAUAUACUGGACGACAGCGACAGCGAAGAUACGGACGCAACGCCAGUCACUCAAUCGCUGCCCACAAAAGCAGUCACUCCAAUGGUUCCAACGGCUAAUGUCCACCACUACGGGACUGCAGCGGUCACUGCUAAUCAAACGGCUGAUAUAUGGCUACAAAACACGUUAAUAACUCAGCUGUUGAACAAACCCACGCGUAAUUCAUUGGACACAAACAGCGCAUCUCAAGCCACGGCACCGGCAACUGGCGUGAAUGAAAACUCGACAAAAACAAGUGAUGAAACAAAUCAAGUGAUAAUCAAUGCGAAGACACCACCGAUGGGACAGUUAUGCAGCACUGGAUUCUCACAACCGAUAUUACCGGCCAUAAGUGACGAGCAAACAAGUGAUCAUUUAGUGGCCAUCUCUGAAACCGAUUCAAUGGACAAUACCAUUGAUUCUUAUGUCAUAUUCAUCGGAGGUAUAAAUCAAAUCGACGAAAAUAGCGAAUCAAUUGAACCGAUGUUUGCGGACACAUCAGUGGACAACACAACUACACUGACGGACACCACCGAAGACACGGAAAUAAUAAUGGACUCGAAUACUAUACUCAAUGAUGACACAGAUAUUGAUAAAACUACUGAUGAGUGGCCGCAAGACAUAACAAAUGUCACCCAAGAGGACAAUUCCGACGCUAAUCACUGCCGCAUAUCUCGGCAGACAUUCCCCACAAGAAACGACUUCCAAACGCACACAAGUCUGGUUCACAGCAAACUUCAGGCGAAUUACGUUUGCGGUGAUUGUGGUCAGGCGUUUAACUUGUACUCCCUGUUGAUCACUCAUCGGUACUCCCGUCACACCAUCGCGAAGACAUCGCAUAACAUCACUACAACAGAUCCGUCGGCAGCGAAGGCGACGGCUUAUUGGUGCCAUAAAUGCGACAAAUUAUUUCCAACAAAACGUGGUCUCCAGACACACGACGGUAUCGUUCACUCGUUGAAGCCUAACAUUACAUCAGAUGACAAUUGGAUGGCCGGCGACCAUAACUAUAGCCGAAUCAAUGUUAAUGGCGGCGAUGGGAAGCCAGCGCUGGACUCACAACAGACCAGUAGUUCAAACGAUGUCAGCGAUUCUCAAGACAGUACCAAAUCAUUGAUCAAUAGACAACCCAUCGAUGGCAGCGCCGCCAUUGACUGGGCAGUGGACGCGUCCGGUAAACGAUACCGAAACGAGUAUUUCAUGGAUAAACCCGUGACGACCGCACACCCGGCCUCGCAGAAGCCCUAUCUGUGUCCGCGCGCCCACUGUUUUAAGAUCUUUCAAUCGGACGAGUCUCUACAGCAACACAUCCAGUCUGCGCACCACUCGUCGGCGCCGCCGCUCGAAGUGCCGCUCCAUAUGUGUCCGCACGAGGGCUGCGACAAGAAGUAUGAUUUCGUUGAUUGUCUCACUCUUCACAUCCGGAAAGUGCACUCACAGUCAGUCGGGGUCGCGCCGGCGGUCGAUCGCAAGCCGUAUCCGUGUCGGCAUCGC